AUGUUGCUGUCAGUCAAGGCCACAUACCUCCACGUGCAUCCUGCAGUUCAGAUGAGGUUCACUGUCAUGUUGGACUUGAGUUCCCACCGAGGCGGACCGGAUGCAGACCCCAUCGGGGAUCCUGUUCAGGUGCUGAUGAGGACUGAAGGUGUUGAGUCUGUGCAGCUCAGACAGCUCCUGCCUGUGCUCCCUCCAGAGUGUGCGCCGGGGGGCCACACGGUCCUGCAGAACCCCUACCGCAGCACCACCUUCAGCUCCAGCUGGCUGCAGCAGUCGGCCCUGCAGGACUUCAUCUGCGACCACUCCCUCGCCGCGGGCUGGUACCAGUUUCAGAUCUUUGACAAGCCGGCCGCCAUGCCCACCCAGUGCGUGGAGGUGAAUCACUGCGGGACUCAGGCUCCGGUGUGGCUGUCCCUGGGAGACGGGGAGUCCCUGCCGGGCCCUCUGGAGGUCAGACAGCUGAUGGCCUGCGCUACCUGGCAGUUGUUCCAGAGCAGCAGCAAAGACUGCUGCAUGUUUCGCCUCCCGGUCAGCGUGCGGAACUGUGGAGACUUCUACGUUUACCUGCUGCAGCCAACACAGGGCUGCAUGGCGUACUGCGCACAGGAGGCACCGGACUCCUCUCCGACAGCGCAAUCGAGCUGCGGCCCUGACGAAGCCAGCGCCGAUGGAAGCUGUAAAAAAAGUCCGCCUCCCGCUCCGUCUGUGCCAGUGAUCGGCUCCGAGGUGACGGGUUCCUCCGUCCACCUGAGGUGCAGCUUCGUCAGCGGCUCCAACGGCUCGCUGGGCUUCGUGGUGGCCUGGUCCCGCCUCCUCUCCGGGGGCCGGAGGGAGGAGCUCAAGCAGGAGACCACCAUCCAGACCUCCGCCCUUAUCGAGCUGGACGGCUUCAACCUCCGCCUCGGGGAUAGAAUUUUCUGCUCCAGCUCCAGUUUCUUCUUGGACUCGCCUGACGUCCGCAGUGCUGCAGUGGAAAGCCAGGAAUUCUUCGCUGGGAUCAGAUUGAUACCAGAGUCGAGUCGCGUCUCAGAGGAUGGGAGGCUUUAUGAGCUGGUUGUUGAGAGCACGGUUCCUCUCCCAUGUCCAGAGAGGUCUUCUUCUCCUUCUUCUUCUUCUUCCUCUUCCACAGAGCCGUGCACGCUCUCCAUGCAUCUCAGCACCAGCAGUCCAGACGCCGGCCUGCUGGGUGCAGAUGUGUCUCUCUCCUCCUGCGCGGUGGAUCUGCCUCAGGGCCCCUGCAGGGACGGCCUCUGCAGCCGGGCUCUGCUCCGCUUCAGCCCCGUCACGGAUUUCGUGAAAGACGGUGAAAGGACGACUCAGAUCUCCGUUAAACCUGUCGUCACACGCAACUUUCUCUGGAACGGUUACUCACCGGAGCCUGUUGAGAUCACAGUUGAGGACGUCCCCUCAGCCUACUGCUAUUCCUUCACUGAUCCUCACGUCAUCACGUUUGAUGGCAGGUAUUAUGAGAACUACCAGAUUGGCACUUUCGUGCUCUAUAAGAGCCGCUUCUCGCCGCUGGAGGUCCACGUGCGUCAGUGGGAGUGCGGCAGCGUGCUGCACGCCGCCUCCUGCGUGUGCGGCUUCGCGGCGAGGCACGGCGGCCACGUUCUGACUUUCGACAUGUGCGACGGCGAGAUGGGUGAAACCGAGCCUCGGCUGAGCGUGAAGAGCAAAGACCUGAACGGGACGAACGUCCGGAUCACCAAGUCUUACCAAGGACGCAAAGUCACAAUGACGUUCUCGUCCGGAGCUUUCGUGCGAGCUGACGUGUCGGACUGGGGAAUGAGUCUGACGGUUCGGGCCCCCGGCUCGGACAGGGGCCACACCCAGGGUCUGUGUGGGACCUACGAUGGACAGGCGGACAAUGACUUCCAAACAGCAGGGGGCGCCAGACUGGAGGAAGCGCAGGCUUUCAUCUCAGCGUGGAGACUCCCUCCAGGAAACAGCCUCUUCGACUCUGUGCCAUCUGAUCUGAGCCCACCGAGCCCCCGCAAAUACUGUACCUGUCAGGCGGAGCCGCACACCUCCUCCUCCUCCUCCUCCUCUUCCUCCAGAGCCAGAUCUCCACCAGCAGCUUCCCCUGACUCCACCUGCUCCGCUGACGGUAAUGUGCGUUUCUCCACCGCCAUUCCCGCCGUGGAUGUCACAGCUCUGCACUUUGGCUCGGCGAAGCCACUAGAAGAGAGCUCGAGGCGGAAUCGCCCCAGGCAAGGAGCCCAUGGUCGGCGUCAAGCCGUGACGACGACUCGGCGCCAACAGCGCAGGGGCAGGCGCCAGACCCACGCCCGCCGAAACUCCCGCCUGGAGGGCUUCUCCUAUUUCUUCCCAGAGGACCACGAGCCAGCGGUCCAGCCGGACUCCUCCCCGGCGUGGCCCACGCCCUCAGGCCUGACGGAGCGGCAGGCCCGGGCGCAGUGCCGCCACACCGUGGCGAACUCCAGCAUCGCGGCGGGCUGCGGGCGCCUGCUGGGAGCGCCGCUGGUCGGCCGCGCCGUCGCCAUGUGCGUCGCCGACCUGCAGUUGAAGGACGAGCAGUCGUGGCUGAACGCCACCCUGCCGCUGCUGGAGAACGAGUGCGAGAGGAGGCAGGUGGAGGAGAGCGGGAGGAGCGAGGAGCUCCGGGACGUCCUGGCCGCCCUCAGGUGUCCCGGUCUGUGCAGCGGGAACGGGCAGUGCUCGGAGUGGGGCUGCGUCUGCUUCCCGGGGUUUGGAUCGUACGACUGCAGCGCGCUGUCUGAUCAGAUCCCAGAGAUCACCCGGCUGGAGGAGGAGGGCCUGUGCGACGUGCGCCGAGGCGGCUGCUCCGCCGUGCAGGUCCACGGACAGAGCUUCAAGGACUCCUACGAGCUCAAGUGUGAGUUUGUUAAAGAAAAGUUUGUGGACGGGGAGUGGAUCCUGGACGAGCCUCGCUUUGUCCCAGCAGCGUUCCUGGAUGCUUCGACGCUGGAGUGCCGGCUCCCCCUGGAGGACGGCGCGGCUCCUGCAGGCGUGGAUCUGGAAGACGUGUCCAACAGGCCGCUGGCCCGCUGGCAGAUCAAAGUUUCCAACGAUGGCUACAGCUACAGUAACGCCAAGAUACUGACUAUGUACGACGGAGCCUGUCAGAUCUGCAGCCUCGACACCGAGGUGCUCUGUACCCUCAAGGAGAAAACCUGCAACAUUGACGGUCUGUGUUACAGCGAGGGGGAGUCCCAUCCCACCAGCCCGUGUCUCACAUGCCGCCCAGACAUGUCCAAACACACAUGGUCCACAGCAGAGAAAAACGAGCCCCCGUCGCUCCAGCCGCCUCCAUUUCCUCUCCGCUCUUUUGAAGGGGAGAAUUUCAUCUACCAGCUCGAGGCCCGGGACCCAGAGGGCUCGUCCGUCCUCUUCACGCUCCUAUCAGGCCCUGAAAGCGCCUCUCUGUCCCCAGCCGGACUGCUGAUGUGGAAGGCCAGGAGUGAGCCGACAGACACACAGACUUUCCACUUCACCGUGUCCGACGACUGCCAGGCUGAGAAGAGCGCGUCUGUGGAGGUGUCCGUGCGGCCCUGUGACUGUCUGAACGGAGCUUCCUGUGCCGCCAACGUCCACCUCCCUGCCGGCAGCGGCGAGUACGUGUGCGUGUGUCCCGACGGGUUCCGAGGGGAGAGGUGCGAGGUGGACGUCGACGACUGCAAACCGAACCCCUGCAGACUGGGACGCUGCAUCGACCUGCCCAACUCCUUUUCCUGUGUCUGCCCACUCGGGAUGACGGGCCGAACAUGUCGUGAAGACAUAAACGAGUGUGUCUCUCAGCCGUGUUUCCCCGGAGUGGAGUGUAGUAACACGCCGGGCUCCUUCACCUGUGGACCGUGUCCUCAAGGACAUCGCGGUGAUGGGAAGACCUGCCUCCACUCUUCAGUGGAUGUUUUGAUGACCCCAGCCAGGAUACCGCAGCCUCCAUCGAGGCCCAGACCUCCGGGCCCGACGCCGUGCAGCGGAGCGCCGUGUUACCCCGGCGUUCUGUGCUUUGAGAGCGUGCACGUCUCGGCGGGCUUCGUCUGCGGGCCCUGCCCUCCGGGACUCAGUGGAAACGGACAGAUGUGCACUGCAGCAGGUCAAGGGGCAGCAGUCCUGGAUUUUCACAUCACCGAGUCAGAUUCCAGCCGGGAGAGGUCUUCCUCCUCCUCCUCCUCCUCCUCCUCCUCCUCGUCUGCCGCCUCACCCAGACGCCACCCGGACACCAGGACCCUCCCCAGGAAGACCACCACCUCUCAGGACCACACUGCAGCCACGGCGUUGACCCCCGCCGUCCACAGGGGUCAGCCCGGCGGGGAGCCGACCUCUGACCUCUCCGCAGGGGUCGGCGUGGGGUCGAGUCAUGUGACCUGUGCCGAGUCGCCCUGCUUUCCCGGUGUGCCCUGCGAGCCCGCCGGGUCCGGCUCCUUCAGGUGCGGACGCUGUCCUCACGGCUACACCGGGGACGGAGUCACCUGUAAAGCUGUGUGCAGGUACCAGUGCGGGAGGAACAUGGAAUGCUCGCUUCCCAACACCUGCACCUGCAAGGAGGGCUACACCGGAUACAACUGCCACAUCGCUGUGUGUCGACCCGACUGCACCAACCAGGGGAAGUGUGUGAGGCCCAAUGUGUGUGAAUGUCCUGCGGGCUUCGGCGGUCCCACCUGUCGGGACGCGAGCUGCGAGCCUCCGUGUCAGCAUGGAGGCACCUGCCUGGCCAGAAACCUGUGUACCUGCCCCUACGGCUACGUGGGACCCAGAUGUGAAAUCAUGGUGUGUAACAGGCACUGUGAGAACGGAGGCGAGUGUGUUUCUCCUGAUGUCUGCAAGUGCAAACCGGGCUGGUCGGGACCGACGUGCUACUCAGCGGUGUGUAAGCCCGUCUGUCUGAACGGAGGAACGUGCGUCAAACCAAACAUCUGCGCCUGUCCCGGCGGCUUCUACGGCUCUCAGUGUCAGAUUGCCGUUUGCAGCCCUCCGUGCAAAAACGGCGGUCAGUGCAUGAGAAACAACGUGUGCUCCUGUCCUGAAGGCUACACCGGGAAGCGCUGCCAGAAGAGUGUGUGUGAGCCGAUAUGCAUGAACAGAGGAAAGUGUGUGGGUCCCAACACGUGCUCCUGUGCUUCAGGGUGGAGGGGGGCGAGGUGCAACAUCCCCGUGUGUCUGCAGCGGUGCAGGAACGAUGGCGAGUGUGUGGGACCGAACACGUGCCACUGCCGUCCCGGCUGGGAGGGCCUCCACUGUCAAACCCCGGUGUGUAAACAGCGGUGUCUGAACGGAGGACGCUGUGUGCUGCCCGACUACUGCCACUGCCGGAAAGGUUACCAGGGCCUCACCUGUGCAGUCAAGGCAUCUCAAGCAUGAUGGGCAUCAGACGCAACGGGACAAACCGAGCUACAAAAUGCACAAAGCAGGUUGAUGAGUGAGUGAGUGAGUGAGUGAGUGAGUGAGUCUGAAUGCUUGCAGAGGAACGGGAUGUUUUGCACAUUUAUUGUUGUUAAUCUGUCUCUUUCACUACCUCAGAGCUCAUACAGACCAGUGUUCCUGAACAGUAUUAUACUUUAAAUCAUGACACAUGGAUCAGUUUUACAUUGUGAUUCAUUUUCAAGGCUCUAGUCUAGGGAUGCACAGACACCGAUACCAGCAUCAGGUCCGAUGCCGCAGAGUAAGUCGUACUCCUAAAAGCUCCCCAAUACAACUCGAGUGUUACGUGACGUGGCGUCAGCACCGCAGCCUGCAGGGACACGAGUGAUGCUGUGUGGUAAAUAUGAUUAAUGCAGGACUGAUGCACAGCAGCACACAGCCUUUGCACAUGGAGUAUGAAUUCAGCUUUAUGGCAUUUGAUAUUGGUACUAUCAGAAAGCAGUACUCUAAAAAGCAGUGUCGGUGCAUCCGUUCUUCAAACUGAUGUGCACUGUUCUUUUCAUAUAUAUAAAGCUAUUUGGUGCAGAUCAAAUUUAAAUAGAAGGCAUUACCAGGAACAUGUUGUAGAUUUUAAAAAAUGUUUUUUAUUUUCCUUUUGUAAUUCCCAUUAAUAUAUUUUAUAACUAAUCAAUAUGAGCUGAUACCAGAUUUGAUCAAAGCAGCAGUUGUUUCUGGUUUGAUUCAUAAAGAAUAAUAUGAUGAUUACAUUGUGGUACAAUUAUUU
Messenger RNA from Salarias fasciatus (jewelled blenny), 6130 nucleotides. It is a transcript of the gene vwde, whose product is annotated as von Willebrand factor D and EGF domains. Gene Ontology annotation, molecular function: calcium ion binding; signaling receptor binding. Gene Ontology annotation, cellular component: cell surface; extracellular region. Gene Ontology annotation, biological process: anatomical structure development. Lineage: Eukaryota; Metazoa; Chordata; Actinopteri; Blenniiformes; Blenniidae. The record is from RefSeq and is a predicted model, not a curated record. The coding region runs from base 1 to 5346 and encodes 1781 amino acids. The transcript has 31 exons.